Olea europaea var. sylvestris is the source of this 2166-nucleotide messenger RNA. RefSeq lists its product as uncharacterized. The record is from RefSeq and is a predicted model, not a curated record. Bases 1 to 2166 code for a protein of 721 amino acids. Gene Ontology annotation, molecular function: nucleic acid binding. NCBI's taxonomy places the organism in Eukaryota, Viridiplantae, Streptophyta, Magnoliopsida, Lamiales, Oleaceae. The transcript has 7 exons. Gene Ontology annotation, biological process: DNA integration.
AUGGAGGAGGAAAAACUGCUCAGGGUACUUAGAGAGAACAAGAUGGCGAUUGGUUGGACAAUAGCUGACAUUAAAGGAAUCAGUCCUUCCCUGUGUAUGCAUAAUAUUUUAGUGGAGGAAAAUUGCAAGCCUAGCAUAGAAAGUCAGAAAAGAUUGAACCAAAACAUGAAGGAAGUGGUCAGGGCAGAGAUACUGAAGUUAUUGGAUGCAGGAAUUAUCUACCCAAUUUCGGAUAGUGAAGGCAUUGUACUUGGGCAUAGGAUAUCGGCAAAAGGAAUUGAGGUAGACAAGGUAAAAAUUCAAGUGAUUGAGAAAUUUCCACCGCCUACAUCAGUUAAAGGAGUUCGCAGUUUUUUAGGGCAUGCUGGGUUCUGCCGGAGGUUUAUAAAAGAUUUCUCGAAGAUCACUAAACCUUUGUGCAAUUUGCUAAUGAAAAAUGUAACCUUUGAGUUCACUGAGGAUUGUCUCACAACCUUCAACACUUUAAAGGAAAAGCUUACGACAACACCAGUAAUUGUAGCACCAGACUGGGAAUUGCCUUUUGAAUUGAUGCCAUACCUCGUCGGGUCUAAAGUCAUCGUCUAUACUGAUCAUGCUGCAUUGAAGUAUCUGCUCAAAAAGAAGGAUGCAAAGUCGAGAUUAAUUCGUUGGUUGCUAUUAUUGCAAGAAUUUGAUAUUGAGAUACGCGACAAGAAGGGCACCAAAAAUGUAGUAGCAGAUCACCUAUCCCGACUAGAACCUGGGGAGACGGAAGAUUUAGUGGAUAUAAAUGAGAUCUUCCCGGAUGAACAGAUGUUGAGAGUGGAUGAAGCACCUUGGUACUCAGAUAUUGUCUAUUACUUGGCCAGUUCCAUUCCACCGCCUGACUGCUCCAGUCACCAAAGAAAAAAAUUCUUCGCCGAGUUAAAAUACUAUUUCUGGGAGGAUCCAAUUCUCUAUAGACGAGGAGUUGAUCAGAUAUUGAGGAGGUGCGUACCUGAAGAAGAAGUACAUGAGAUUUUCGAGCACUGUCACUCAUCCGCAUAUGCAGGACACUUUGGAGCUUCAAAAACAGCUGCAAAGAUUCUACAAUCCGAGUUCUACUGGCCUACACUGUUUAGAGACACAUUUGAGUUUGUUAAGAGGUUGGAUUACGUAUCAAAAUGGGUGAAAGCAGUUGCAUUGCCAACAAAUGACUCAAAGGCAGUAAUUGGGUUUCUGAAGAAAUAUAUUUUCACUCGAUAUGGCACACCGCGAGCUAUAAUCAGUGACGGGGGUAAACACUUUUGUAAUCGCCAGUUUGAGCAGCUGUUAAAUAAAUAUGGUGUUAAACACUGUGUCGCUACCCCAUAUCAUCCACAAACUAGCGGGCAAGUUGAAGUAUCUAAUCGACAGUUGAAAAGAAUACUCGAAGUCACAGUGAACUCAUCUAGAAAAGACUGGUCUAAAAAGCUAGACGAUGCAUUGUGGGCUUACAGAAUAGCAUUCAAGACACCGAUAGGCAUGUCUCCAUAUCGCCUAGUUUUUGGAAAAGCAUGCCAUCUGCCAUUAGAAAUGGAGCACCGGGCAUAUUGGGCUAUGAAACAGUUAAAUAUGGACUUGAAUGCCGUCGGUGAAAAGCGAAAACUACGAUCACGGUGGUCGGGUCCCUACACAGUUACCAAAGUCCUACCAAAUGGGGCUAUACAAGUGAACCAUGAGAAUAAGGGUACCUUCACUGUUAAUGGGCAAAGAUUAGGAAGUUUAUUUUCAAAUUCAUUUAGUAUUUUGUUAUGUGGUCAUCGAUCAUCUAGAAUGCCACCAAAACGAACUUCAAAAGGGAAAGAAAAGGUUGGCUCAUCAUCAAGCACAGCACGUACUCGAGUGCUUGAAGGAGGGAUACAGAGAUUUUUGACUUCCGAGGUAGCAGCCCGAUAUGAAAAUAUAGUGAGUCGAUGGACAGUGACACCAGAGCGGGCUGUUAAAUUGGAAGACUUUCCUGAUUUCGAGCUGACCACUUUGGUACAUAUCUGUGGAUGGGGUAAAGUAGUGGAGCAGCCACAUUGGAUUUAUGAAUUGUUGGUAGGGGAAUUUUACGCCAACUUCAAUACAGAAAUUGACAUACCAGGGUCCGACCACCUGCAUCAGACUUGGGUCAGGGGAAAAUGGAUCACAUUCUCACCCGAGGUUAUUCAAGACUACUACUAG